Messenger RNA from Carlito syrichta (Philippine tarsier), 426 nucleotides. RefSeq names its product membrane-spanning 4-domains subfamily A member 13-like. Lineage: Eukaryota; Metazoa; Chordata; Mammalia; Primates; Tarsiidae. Bases 4 to 426 code for a protein of 140 amino acids. The record is from RefSeq and is a predicted model, not a curated record. Gene Ontology annotation, cellular component: membrane. The transcript has 3 exons.
AUUAUGAUUGGUAUCUUUAGUGUUUUCAUGUGGUAUUUACUACUGAACCUGUAUACAGGACAAAUUAAAGGAGUCUUUGGAACAUACGAACCUUUAACUUACAAAACAGGAUGUACAUUAUGGGGAAUUGUUUUUAUCAUUUCAGGAGCCUUCAUCAUAAAAGCAACAAAGACUCCAACUCAAUCCCUGGUGGUAUCUUCUUUGUGCCUGAACAUUCUCUGUAUAAUUAUUGCAAUAAUUGCACUAUCUCUAACAGUAAUUGAGUUGUCUACUUUUAAGUCUGUGUCAUAUAAGAAUUAUGGACAAGUGGUAAGUGGCCAAUUCUAUGGGAACAUCUUAGUUUUGAAAAAUAUUCUUUUCAAGUGUUUUGAAGACAUAGGAGAUAAGAUGAGGCAGGCUUUUAUUGGUCUUCAUGACAUUCUUUGA